CAGACUUAUUUUUUCAAUGAUCAAAACCAAUCAAAUGACUCGAAUGCACGUUUUUCAAUAAUUUCGUGACAAGUAAUGCAGUUUGUCUAAUUUGAAACUAUUUCUGGUUCACCUCUUGCUGAAGAUUGCGUCAAUGUUUUGAACAAACAAGCCGGGUCUUGAAGACAGAAAUCAUACAAGUCCUACAGUUGAAGUCGUGGCAUCCUGUGAUCCUGAGCAGCAGUUGACAGGUCUAGCCUAUCUUCAGUCUGUCUUUUUGCAGCCUUCAGCAGUUCUCUUUCAACAUUACCACCACCCACUUUGCAGAAUGGAUACUUCCGUUGUUUACUUCAUCAGUCUCUUCAUUGGUAUUGAAGGAUACUGGUGGAACUCAGGCAACUACCAAGGUAGUCCUUCUCGACCUGCGUCCCCCUCAGAAAGGUUCCCAUCACCCCAACCUUACUCUGCCGGUAACGAAAGUCCCCCCUCACCUUUUCACAGCUCACAUGGAGUCAAACCAUGGGAACCUGUGAGUCCUCAACCACAACAUCAUCAACAACAAAACCAAUCACCACAACAUCGGCAACAACAAAACCAACCACAACAACAUCAGCAACAACAAGACCAACCACCACAACAACCCAGAGGAAAAAAUAAGAGACCAGCACAAUCAGAGCAGCAAUCAUCAUCAAAACGACAAAAUACAGGACCACCUUUGCCCAGUGCAACUUCUGCAAUUGUUGAUUUAUUGUUGAUAAUGGACUCAAACAAAGAUCGCAGGAUUUCGCCCGUAGAUUAUUAUAACAUGAAAAAAACAAAACUUUAUAACGAAGACCAAGGAGUAAGACAAAAAUUGGAUAAAGUUUUCCAGGAAAGAAUAGCGAGUAAUAAUUUUAGUACAUUUGGGAGAUAUGUUUUUGGAAGCUUUACAGUCAAUCUUGCCAAAUAUAAUAAUGGACGUUACUCCAAAGACAACCUUUGUACUUUCUUUGGAAUCAUUGAGACUGCAGCAGACAAUAUAAUAGUGAAUCAUGGUGAUUCGGGAACUAGAACAAUCACAGCAAAAGAAUUAGCAGAUUUUUUCAAAGGGAAGGAAACAUUUAACUCUUGAUUUCAUCAACAACUUGUUAAUACAUUAUAGUAUCAUCACAAUAAAUUUUUGGGAAAGUUAUUUUUGGUUUUGUAGAGUUGAUAUUUCAAACAACUUUAAGGGCCUGUUUCUGUGCUCAAGAUUCAGCUAAGUUCCAUACUUUGACAGGCUUUCAACUCUGGAGUCAGAGAAUUGGCUCUCCAAGCCAGGACAUUAACAUAGUUAUGAAUUAACUAGACUCUGGAGUUUAGAGGUUACAUUUAGACUCUGGAGUUUAUAAUUUCGCUUUCUAAGUAAAUGACUUAUAAGUCCAGGACUUGAAUUAGAUUCUUGUAUCUUAUCCAAGUCAAGGAUUCAUCAAAAAUCGUUGAGACCUAACAGAGAAGUCAUCUUUUCAAAAAAUUCUUCUACAAUUGGUUCUCAUGAAAUUAUUAUUUUACAAAGGCGACUUUCUAGAAGUAUUUUGAGCCCAGGUGAUGAUGAUGAGAUGAAUGAUAAUACAAUGAAGGUAGGUUGAAUUAAUCACGGUUUAGAUUUAACCGACUUUUGUGCAAUUCGGCCUUAGAUCUCGAGCUUGGAAACCAGCCCUAAAAGUAUAUUGGCUAGUGUAAUAUGAGUUUUGGUCUAGAAUGACUCUACUACAUUUAUAUCAAUAAUAGACCCAUUAAUUCAAUAAUUAAAUUCCUACAUUUCUCCAGAAUUUUUCCUGCUCCUGCAUAGUUUAAUGUGAUUCAUGUUCAUCUCAUGUGGGCAAGUGAUUAGUAUAGAUGUAUUCAAAACUCGGUUUCAAGUUGGAUCCAAACUCUGCAGAAUCAGGCAUUACUGAUAGUGGUUUCAAAGCCAAAUUAACCCACAUAUAUGAGGCUGAGGUUAUCUCCUUGACAGACUGGAAUGUUAUUAGACUGUAUAUUUCCCUAAUCACUUGUCAUUUUAAGACUUGCACCCAUAAGUCAUGAGGUGAUUAAUUGAGAAGUCCAAUAAUUGCUGGAUCAAUUUCAUAUAUGUGCAAGAAAAAAGCUGUAAAGUGCGGUACCCUAUGGAAUGCUUUGCCUGCAAUCCAUAACGGCCUAUAGCCUAUAUAGGCCAUAUGGAUAACAUAACUUACCUUUCCUUAUAUGCUGCUUAUUGUCCCAAGGCUACUAGUGAGAAUCUCCUUGCAUCCACCCAAGCCCUCCUUUCAAGCAUCCUUUUUGCUCAUCAGAAAAUAGGUUUAUUUGAGCCAGAUAUAAUCGAAUUCAAUCAGCAAGACUUGUUGUCAGUACCAUGUUAGCUGUAUAGACAAGUGAUAGGCCUAAAUUGUGUUGGAUCUCCUGUGUUUGAGUGGCAAAUAUAUCAUUCCCCAGGUAAAGAAGGUUGUCACUCUUCCUGGGUUAUCAAGAAAAUAAGUUAAAUUACGGUUUCUGCAAGAUGAGUACCUAUAAAAAACUGGGAGUCUCUUUAACAAGAGGUUGGACAAUAAUUCGUCUUUUCCAGUAGGUGAAGUCCAAUGACUAGCCCCUGACAUCAGCCUUGCUACCUCUGGGCUACUGUUAUUGUCACGGCAAGCUGGCUUCUGAUUGACUCCAUCCAACCUAUAAUUUUUUCCGGAUCCAAGUUACAUUUCAGUUAUGGCUUUGACCCCUUGCCUAUAGAGCUCUUCAAUAAUCCUCCACAUCUUUCAACCUCGAGUACUUUCCAUCUCCAAUGCUUUGCCAAGACUCCUACAGAAUAAUGUCUCAUUGGUACAGUACUGGAGAGGAAAUUAUCUUUUGUUCUAUUCUCUGAGGCUCUGCUGGUCUACCUAUUUUCACUAGUCUGUUAGCUUUGAAUACUGAUAGGCUGAUCUUUGCAUAAGAGUAUCAAGGCUUUCUUUUGAAGUCUUGUUAACUGGGUCACUUGCAGUACCUACCUAUGAAUUAGUUUGUGUUUUAUUUCUGGUUCAAAAUUUUUCCUAAUAACUCAAUAUUUUCAAGUUCUGAGAGUUUAUUGAAUGUAAUAUAUUUUUUGGUUUUCAAUUAAAUCAAAUUCAAAAUUUCUAGUUUAUUUAUUUCUGGACUAAAAAGUGGACUCAAAUCAAUUCAAGUGGAUAGCAUAUAACCUACCGUAUCAUAUUUAUUCAUUCAUAUCUCUACCUUCAUUGUAUUAUCAUUCAUCGCAUCAACACCUAGGCUUGAAAUGCUUCUAAAAAGUCGCCUCUGUAAAACAAUAAUAAAUAAAUAAAUUUAUAUGAUGCACAGCAACAAUAUGUAUAUAGUGAGGUCCACAUUAUAAUGGCAGUGAAGAAAGAUAGGAGAAAAACGUUGCCAAGUUUCUCUAUUUGCCACUGAGUGUACACAGCUGUUAGGUACUCAAUUCAUACCAUUAAAUGUGAUCUAAUAAUAAUUAUCAUUUCCUUGGUAAAAUAAUCAAUUUGAUUUCAAAUUAAUCAAGAAAAUAUAUUUUUCAUCAUUUGAUUGAAAAAUUUGCUUUCAUAACACUGAGAUUGGAAUUUUAUUUUUAUACAAACCUGAAAUGGUGGCUAAUUUAAAAAGCUGUGAUGCAACAAUCUGAAUUUCAAAACAAAAUUUAAGUUAUUUGGUAGGUAUUCUAUUCCAAUUUCUUUAUAAAAAAUAGAAAUUUUAUUUAUAAUGAGUAAUUUCAAUGGAAAUAGUUGUGAAAUAACAUUUCAAUAUUAUUUUAUACCGGUACAAGUAGGUCUAACCUAAUCGUGUAGGCUAACUGAAGCGUGGAUGUAAUUUCAGGUAUUUUAAUUUGUGUUUCUCAUACAGUAAUGUCUAUAAAUUAUUUCAUUGUUUCAAAAAUGCAUUUUAAAUCAAUUAUACAACCUGUGUACCAUACUCAAGUAUUUUGAUAGAAUGAAGAAAAAAAUGGCGGUUGAGAAUUGUUUGUCUACUUUUGUACAGUCACUGUCAAAAGUAAAAAUAAAAUAUUCUGGCAACCGGACAACUUUGCAAAGCUAGAAAGAGAUAGCGCUAUCUCUUUUGUUGUUUGACAGAAAAGGACAGCAACAGUAUUGUCAAUCGUUCACUGCCAUUAUAACAUGGACAACACUAUAGUAAGCACAACUCUCUUCUAUUUUGUUGACUUCAUUAUUUAAAAUAAACCCUACAGAGACACACUAACUUUAUGCUAACACAGUAGACACACUGGGGUGUUUAACACCCCAAUUUAGUUUUGCAUUUUUCUUUGAGAAAUAUGAAAAAAACAAGUACAUAGACCAUACUUGAUAAUUUCUUAAUCAUUUUUGUUCCAAGUGCAUACAGAAAUCAAAAGUAAAGCACUGCUUAUCAAUAUUUAUACUAAUUUUAGAAGUACGUAUGUUCCGCCUAAGUGUUGGAGCUCCUAAUCCGGUUUGAACGAAUGGCUUGAUCAUUGCCAAUGACAACUUCAUCAAAAACUCACGUCUCUCUUCAUUUUAUUGCUUUGUAUCUCAAGUUGUAGAGAAUCAUAGCAUUCAUUCCAAUCUGAUCCAUCAUCCCAUACCACAUUCAUAGUGACAUUACAAGUAAAUCUUUGUAAUAAAAAGUGUUUGACAGAAGUCCUACGUAAAAGACACUCUGGGGUGUUAGACACCCCAAACGAAGAACAAGAUGAGCUGGUGACCUUGUAAACUGCUAUUACUGACUGGAAGUGAUGGAGAGUAGUUGACAAUACUACAAACUUAAUUUAGACUGGGCAUAAAUUCCCAUCUGUUUGAUAUUUUCAACUGCAAAACAGAAAAAAAUCCCUAGGGUGUAAAACACCCCAGUGUGUCUCUCUAGGGUUAAAGUCUCAUGCCAUAUUGCAAUCCUGUUGACUGUAUUAAUUGUGUUUGUAUGGCUGAUAUGGGCAAAUGUAUUUCAUGUAUUUUAUUGACUAAAAUAAUUAAUGGAAUCAUUUAAUCAUAUAUUUGAAACAGAUGGCUAAUGUUUUUGUCAACAACAAUGAAUCAAAAUACAUCAAUAUAAUAAGUACGGUUCAAGCAUUAAGUAUUCAGAAUUAAAAAUGAAGCUGCAUUUACACGAAAGUUAUUAUUAAAAUGUUAAUAACUAAUAUUUAUAGUUGAAUAAAAACACACAUAUGUUGUCAAAUUCUACACAGUUAAUCUUUAUAGAUUCUAUUAGAUUGAACCAAAUACUUUAAAGGGAUAAGGGAUAAGGAAUAAGAAAUAAGAGAAAGACUUUGAGGUCUUUAAUGUCUUUGCAUCUUUAAGGUCUUUGGAUUGAACAUACAGUAACUUAUUAUACACAUGAUGAACACAUGUGUUUGUCAAGUUCUGUUCCAUCUAAUAUAUAGAAUCUAUAAAGAUUAAAGUUGUAAUAAUUCUGUUAAUGACUGGUGUAAACGCAGCUUUUUGGAUUUGUGAAAUUGAUAGGCCAAUAGAAAAUUAUUGAAUUAUUAGUAUUAAACAAAAA
Messenger RNA from Nilaparvata lugens (brown planthopper), 5442 nucleotides. RefSeq lists its product as uncharacterized. Bases 308 to 1090 code for a protein of 260 amino acids. Lineage: Eukaryota; Metazoa; Arthropoda; Insecta; Hemiptera; Delphacidae. The transcript has 8 exons. The record is from RefSeq and is a predicted model, not a curated record.